AUGGACAUUGUCGCGAGCGUGUGCUCGUCGAUUGCUGCUUGCACUGCAGAGCGGGAAGAAUGCAUGGAAUUAUUGAAGAAGUCAUUCAGUGUUGGUCAACAAUGCGGAUGCGUGAAUGCGAAUGCAAAUAGGGAGGCGAGCGUAAAACAAGAAGGACAACGGAGGAGAGGCAACGCAAACGGCGGAGCAAGGAGUGGGAGGGAUGAAAGACAAAAAGUUGGGAGGAGAUGGAUGAGCAACUAUUGUGCAGGUUAUUAUGAAGUGGACCGGCUGCUUACGCUUUAUGUUGAAGGAUGGUGUAGUCAGCUCGGUGGCAUCAUCGCGUGUGAUCUGAGGCUCAGUGCAGGCAUCGCAAUGGCAGAUUGGAGAGACAAGCGCAAUGUUUUUCGUCUAACAGUUGCAGGCAGAGUGUCUGCUGGUAGGACGCUUGCGAGCGUAGGACUUGACUAG
Messenger RNA from Fomitiporia mediterranea MF3/22, 450 nucleotides. RefSeq lists its product as uncharacterized. The coding region runs from base 1 to 450 and encodes 149 amino acids. The record is from RefSeq and is a predicted model, not a curated record. NCBI's taxonomy places the organism in Eukaryota, Fungi, Basidiomycota, Agaricomycetes, Hymenochaetales, Hymenochaetaceae. The transcript has a single exon.